CAACAGUUAAGUGUAAGCGUGACCGAAUUUUCGUUUUGAGACACCGAUUUCCUCAACAUAUAUUGCUCCCAAUUACGAAUUCAAAACAACUAUGUAAAUAUCAGUACGUUCCUCUUUAAUAUGCCGAUCACUUUCUUCUGUUAACAGUAAAUACUGUACCAGCUUCAGUAUUAACGAUGAAACAAGAAGAAAUUAUCAGUGUUUGCCAAUAAUAAGAAGCUACAUGCCGCACUACUCACGACCGCAUCAUAAUAUCCUUCUUCGCCAAAUAAAGUUUCUAUAAUUUUCCCAAUUUGCAAAUGUGUUCGCUGAUUUAGUGAUCAGUUUCUCUUAACUUUCUUCUAGUCAACAGAAUUUUAUGAUAUUCUUCCAUAAGUUAUGAAGAGGUUGUCGUUGUUCGAUAUGAAUAUUGGGUUGACUUUAUCCUUAUUAUUUGUGGGAUUUCCUUUUCUUGGUAUAUCUCUGAUAAACUCCCAGUACACCUUACCAAAUGAACCUAUUAAAGAUGCACUGUACUUGCACAACACGUCGAUAUCCAAUCUAACCCUCAGAGAUUGCAGUUUUCGACCUUCCAAUAACCCAAACGUUUGCCCAGAUCAAGACAUCCGUUUUAUCCUUUACACACCAGGAGGCAAAAGACAAAUCUUCGACUAUCAACAACACGAUUGGUUGAGGCAAAGUGAUUGGGAUCCAGACAAAGAAAAUAUAUUACUGUUUCAUGGCUAUGCUGGAGGAGAUGAAACUUUGCCCAUGGUGGUACUCAAAGAUGCCUACAUCAGAAAUGGUUCCUACAACGUCUGGUUUGUGGAUUGGGGAGUUCUAUGUCAACCACCAUGCUACAGAGCUGCAGUUCACAACACCAAAGCUGUAGCUAUGUGUACUGGUCAUCUGCUAACUCAAUUGAGGAAAGAUGGUUUGGACACUGAUAGAGUUACUUGUGUUGGACAUUCUUUAGGUGCUCAUAUUUGCGGUCAAAUUUCAAAAUUCGUAGUAUUCAGAAUGCAUAGAAUUGUUGGUUUGGAUCCUGCAAGACCUUUGAUAACUAACAAUAUCAAACUGAACAGCGGAAGUGCAGGUGCUGUACAUGUCUUACAUACAAAUGCUGGACAUUAUGGUGAAGGAGGUAGAUCAGGCCAUGUUGACUUCUGUAUAAAUGGUGGAAAGGUACAACCUUUCUGCGAAAAUGUUGGAUUCGACGAUCAGCUUUGCAGUCAUGUUUGGGCUGUUUGCUACAUGGCUGAGAGCAUUUUUCCCAACUUGGCGAAAAAGGCAGAGCCAUGUUCUAGAAGGUGUCCCUCAGGGCCCCGUCCUGGGCACCGCAUUGGUAUACCGAUUUUUAUGGGACAGCAAACACCCUUAUCUGCUUCUGGAUCGUACUGUAUAAGAGAUAAAUCACCUCCAUAUUGUCCUACCGAAGUUGGCGGCUUUGGAGAUCCUAGGUGCUGUUUGAAGGCACCAGAUUACAAACCACCAUCUACAACACCUAUGAAUGAUGUCGAUACUAUAAAAAAUAAAAUAAUUUAUUGAAAA
This is a messenger RNA of Harmonia axyridis, 1530 nucleotides long. RefSeq names its product phospholipase A1 VesT1.02-like. The transcript is spliced from 6 exons. The coding region runs from base 379 to 1527 and encodes 382 amino acids. Lineage: Eukaryota; Metazoa; Arthropoda; Insecta; Coleoptera; Coccinellidae. The record is from RefSeq and is a predicted model, not a curated record. Gene Ontology annotation, molecular function: lipase activity.